GGCGGAUAAGAAAAGCUGCCAUUAAGUUCCCCCUCUCCCACCGCGACUGUCCUAAGUUUAUUCAGUGUCAGUGUUACAUGGCGUAUUAAUAUCGACGAAGCAUGUUUGUGAUUGAGCACAGACUUUAGACAGAAGCUGACGUUUACGAGUGUCCGCCCGCUGUCCUGAGCGCCACGAUGAUCUCCUGGAGAGGUUUGCUCCACCUUCUUGCAUGGGCAUGCCUGCUUUCCCGUAAGCCUGCGAACUGCGCGGAUAUCCCGGAAAAGCCCGAGAACCUGACCUGUGUGGCCGUUCAGGUGAAAAACAACGAAAUCUCUCCGACCAUCGGCUGUACCUGGGUGCCAGGGACACGGGGGAGCCGGGAUUUGAACACAAACUACACGCUGUUUGCUGAAGUGGUGUUAGUCGGUCUGAAGAGGGCUGUGGCAAAGCAAAACAACAGUUGCGAAAUCACAUUAGACAGUUACCCCCAUCAUAUGAUACUGAAUAUUUGGGUGGAGGCGGAGAAUGACCUCGGCAAAGUUGAGUCUGAACACCUGAGCGGAGAUGCUGACUUUAUCGUGAAAACAAGUCCUCCAUCAGACGUGAAAGUCUUUUCUGAGAAGCAUUUUCCCACCUCCCUUCUAAUAAACUGGACUCAUCCUAUUGCUGCAGAGUAUCUGAAAUUGAUAUAUCAGAUCAGAUACUGCUCAAGUGGAUCUUCAACGUGGACUCAUGUACCUCCUGUGGACACUGCUAAGUACAUACAGUCUUUUAGACUCCAGUACCUCCAGCCAGACACAGUCUAUGUCAUUCAGGUGUCCUGCAAGAAUAUGAGAGAGGGCCAUGGCCACUGGAGCGACUGGAGUGCCAAUGUUACCGCAAGAACCCCAGAGGACAAGCCGAUGAGUAAACCAGAUCUAUGGAGAGUCAUCACUCCAGGGGACAGCGCACAUGAACGGAAAGUGCUGUUUAUUUGUAAGAAUCCUGUAUUGUCCAACGGAAAGAUCAGAAGUUUUGACAUAAGGGUUCAAGGCACCAAGUGGGAAAACGUUCUGGUCAACGGUUCAGAUUCAGAGUCUGACUACGACUCCAGUCAGAGGAAGACUACUCAUCUCAAGCAGAUUGUCCUGUCUGACAGGAGAAUGGGUUAUGUUGAAGUUAUCGCCCAUAAUUCUGUGGGGAAGUCUCCCAAGGCGUUGUUAGUGAUCCCCAAAGCAUCACAGGAGCUCUCUCCAGUGGAGGGGCUCAAGUCGUGGAUCCACAGUGGCCGGCUGUGGCUGGAAUGGCGACCCCCGAAUGUACCAGCCGGGGGAGAUGCUCACAAAUACACUGUGACAGAGUAUGUGGUCGAGUGGGCCAGUGGUGCGCAGAGAGACUGGCAGAGGGAGUAUGCAAACACCACACAAACUGUCAUCAGAGGCCGCCUUGAGAAGUAUAAGCGCUACAUCAUAUCUGUGUAUGCAUUAUUCUCUGGAUGGACUGGGAAGCCUGUAACUGUAGAAACCUUUGUGGAGCAAGGAAAGCCAUCGAAGGGCCCCGCUGUGAGACUGAAUGGUAAUCCAGGGAGCACUGAGGCAGAGCUGGUGUGGAACGAGAUUCCCCAGGACGAACAACAUGGCUUCAUUACAAACUACACCAUCUUCUACUCAACUGGCACUGAAGAGCAUGCUAUACCAGUGUCAGCUGACACCUACUCAUACCGUCUGAAAUCACUGUCCAGUAAAACCAGUUACAAGGCCUGGAUCCAGGCAUCAACCAUAGCAGGGUCAUGUAAUGGCACACAACAUUCAUUCAUCACUUUGAAAUACGCACCGAAGGAGAUCGAGGGCAUUGUGGUAGGAGUUUGCUUUGGAUUCCUUUUUUUGGUUCUGCUGGUUGUGCUUCUCUGUAUCUACAAAAGAGACUCUAUCAAGAAGACAUUCCUGCCUCAGAUCCCAAACCCUGGAAACAGCAGCAUUGGAACCUGGUCUCCCGAUUUCCCUUCGAAAGCGGAUAUGCCCAGGGAAAGCGCCCUGGCCGAUGUCAGUGUGGUUGAGGUGGAUUUGUUUGAUGGGAAGUCUGUGUUUGAGGAAGACAAGGCCUGCCUGCCUCUGAAGAAGGAUAAAUAUCUGUCUGAGGAGCACAGCAGCGGCAUCGGAGGUUCCUCUUGUAUGUCUUCGCCUCGCCAAAGUGUGUCAGACAGUGAUGAGGGUGGCGACUCCAGUGAAACUACAGCCAGCACUGUCCAGUAUUCCUCAGUGGUGGCCUGCAACGGCUACAAGGGUCAAACCCCAAGCUGCUUGCCUCAAACCAACUCACAGCCCACCUUUUCCCGGUCUGAGUCAACCCAGCCCCUGCUGGACUCCGAGGAGAACCCCGACAUGCCCAGGCAGGAGAGCAGCAGACUGUUGCACCUUUUCCCCCUCAACCCUCAGCCCAGACACAGCGCAAACUUUGCAGACAUGGACCAGUUGGAGGUGGAGGAUCAUGGAGGGCUGCUGUCGCUCAGGUUCAGCGCCCUGGAGGAGGACUCUCUGCAGACUGUACCUACAGAGGAAGGCCAGUCGUCUGACUGGCAGCAAGCAGCACCAGUCUCCAACUACAUGUCUCAGACAGCUGGCUACCGGCCACAAUGAAAAGGGAACGCAUAAUAUUUGCUGUAAAAUCCUAAUUAAUUUCAACUGUUCAUUUCAAAUUAUGGUUUGAAAACCGUCCUUAGUAAUGUAUGAGAAUUUCUUUUGCACUUACCAAAAUAUAAAUAUACCCGAAUGCCUUCAUACAUUACUUUUAAAUGUUUAUUGUUCUUUGGAGCUUGUACCAGUAGUCUUGCUGGUUUUACACUACUUUGCUAGAUUUUAUGGGUAUGUCUUCAUAUUAAGACAAAAUACUUUUUUGCACAAAAAUGGAAUGAAAUUACACAGGUUCCCUCAAACAAGCACUGCUAGUGCAAACAGAUGCUGACAGAGGGCUGUUACAGUCCAGUUUAAAACCUUUAACGUUAUGCUUCAGUGUUACUGCCAUGAGAACUUACUAACCACACUAUUAAACAUGAAAUGCAAAUGAUGUAUCAUAUAGUCAUGUAGUAUGUCAGAUUGUCAACGGCUGUAAAUACAGGCAUGUAUUGCAUAAUUUUGUUCUUUUUUUUUUAAUCAGUGAUUAUAAAAACUGCAUUUUUAUUGCUGUUUUGGAGAAAUGCUCUGGGUUCAUUGCCACAAGUGUAACAAUGCAGUCAACUUGUUUUGGAGCUGUUGUUGAAUGCUGCAUAUCUUCUAACACAAAACUUUCUGGGAGUGUUUUCUGUGCCGGGACAAAAGGGGAAGCACAUUUGUGAGUUAUCUUUAGCCUCUGGCUGAAAAAACAAAAUCCUGCUUAAAAAAAAAUGUUUGAGCAGACCAGACAAUUAUGUAGGCCUGCCAUCCUGGCAUGCAGAAACAUAAUGAUUUUGUGAUUUGGUAAAGUGUGCCAUUUUUGCCUUCAACAAGGACCAGGAUUCUUUUUUUUCGUGGGCUGCAGAAAAUCUGCACUGAGAGUAAAGUUACACUAAUGAAAAGGAGAAUUGUUGCUAAUUAUUUGAUUAACACUGCUUUCCCUGAACAGAGGAAAAAGUCUGGUAUUUCACUACAUAUCCAUAGUUAAGGAUGUCUUUUUGCUGCAUGGCUGUAAAUUAUUUUAAUCAAAUAUGAAAUAAAUAUUUUAACUAAUGCUUCUUGA
Myripristis murdjan (pinecone soldierfish) is the source of this 3672-nucleotide messenger RNA. RefSeq names its product interleukin-6 receptor subunit beta-like. Gene Ontology annotation, molecular function: protein binding. The transcript has a single exon. Bases 177 to 2597 code for a protein of 806 amino acids. NCBI's taxonomy places the organism in Eukaryota, Metazoa, Chordata, Actinopteri, Holocentriformes, Holocentridae. The record is from RefSeq and is a predicted model, not a curated record.